Messenger RNA from Pestalotiopsis fici W106-1, 1728 nucleotides. RefSeq lists its product as uncharacterized. NCBI's taxonomy places the organism in Eukaryota, Fungi, Ascomycota, Sordariomycetes, Amphisphaeriales, Sporocadaceae. The coding region runs from base 1 to 1728 and encodes 575 amino acids. The record is from RefSeq and is a predicted model, not a curated record. The transcript has 3 exons.
AUGGGCGAUCUUUCGUACGAACAGCAGUCAUCUGGUCAUCACAAUCAGGACCAUAUUGCAUCCGAAGGUCACCUCCCGCUCCGCGCCUAUUCGGCCGCCACCACCACCGUGGGUGCCUGCUCUACUCCCACCACAACCAUAACCUAUUCCUCGAUUGCCCCAUUUAACUACAACGCCCCAUACGAUUCAUCGCUACCUACCCCUGUGUCUGUUGCUGGUUCACCAUCGUUAUCAGACAGCGCAUCAGUGAAGAUGGUACACUCAUUCAGCAACCCUGGGAGCACUUCCCAGCAGCCUACACCUCCUGGCACCUCCCGUUCGAGUACUGCGGAUUGGUACAGCAAUGCUCAAAAUCAUACCAUGAUCCGCAGCACUCAACCACCAUCUCCAUUAACACACCAUGCGCCAGAUAUACUUGGACUCCUUGACGAUACACACUCACCACCACAGCAACAAGUUAUUCCGGUCACAAGCGUAGAGAACUAUUACGGUCAUUAUGGUGUUUCUGGCCCGGAUCCUCAGGAUGACUUAUCCCCUCCGAUGGCAUCAGCGACGCUCUUCUCAAGCAGUCCACACAUCAAUCCAUCAGCUCUGCUGAAGGGUUACCAGAUGGGUCCCAGCUCCCACCUUCACAUGGCACCAGCACCGCCACAACUGCCACUUAUGAACAACAUGCAUGGCCAAGGAUCUCUAGGUACUCACAUUCCUCACAUCGACAAUCUUCACAACCAUGAGAGCUAUGGUUUAGGACAUGCUCCCAUUGUUCUAGGCAUGGAACCAUCCUAUAAGAGAGCGGCAAGACGCGGGGGCAUCAGGCGCAGCCAACCACCACGGAAGCGUCAGCGUGGUAGUAGGGCCGCAAGACAGUCACCUUAUCAUGGUAUUGGAGCACACGAUGACCAGGUACCCUCUCGGGCUGGAUCAAAGUCUCCCGUGAGGCGCAUCAAAGAGGAGCGUGAACCUCGCCAGGUUCUCCAACUUCGCCAUGACAAGGAUCGACCUGAAGAUCAUUUUCUCUUUAGUUUGAGAGAAGAACUGAUCAACGAAAAGGGCAAGGGCAUGUGGGACAAGAUUGCAGAAAGAUAUCACGAACGUUAUGACAAAAAGGAACGCGCUGCUUUGCAGAUGCAGCUUUCCCGCGCAGUAUUGAAGCUGGCCAUUUGGCCUGAAGAUGAGGACAGAGCUCUCACCGAGGCAAUAGAAGAAUACGACAAGCGUCGCUAUAUCGAUAUACUCAAGAUCAUGAAGGAGAAGAAAGGCUGCCGAGUAUGGGACUGGAAACCCGAGCACAUUGCUAAACGCUUAUCGGAACUCGGCGAAGAAGAAUACGAUCCCGAUCUCAAGCCAAAGAAGAUCAGAAGAAGGCGCAAGGAGAUCCAACGCGAGAAGGGGCAGCCAAACCUAUGGGCAGAGCCGAGUCCCCCGUCAGCCGUGUAUGAUGAGCGCGGUCUGAGCCUACAAACGAGGAACAACCUAUCAUCAGAAGAGGAGGAACGCUUGCUCGAAGCCUUCUUUGUUCCAGAAGAGGAAUCUCCGGCAAAUCACCCCGAUGCCAUGGACUUGUCUGGGUCGUUUCCUCAUUCGCGGCGAACCAGUGCCCAGCAGGAUCAUCAAAGCGAGCGUGUGGCGAAGCAAGCUUGCGAUCAAAUGAUUGCUCAACACAGCGAAACCACGCCGUAUUAUGACAGCUCGAGCAGGGGCCAGCAAAGCUAUCCUCACCUGUCUUGA